This is a messenger RNA of Diaporthe amygdali, 804 nucleotides long. RefSeq lists its product as uncharacterized. Lineage: Eukaryota; Fungi; Ascomycota; Sordariomycetes; Diaporthales; Diaporthaceae. The record is from RefSeq and is a predicted model, not a curated record. The coding region runs from base 1 to 804 and encodes 267 amino acids. The transcript is spliced from 2 exons.
AUGACGAAUCUUGGUCCCCUAACAACGACAUUCACCGCUACCGGCGCGGAUUGCCAAUCUACGUAUUUGGCUGCUAAUAACGAUAAUCAGUGGAUCCACGGGUUUACCUGUCGGACGGGAAUAGAUCGUGCCACCGAUCCUUUCGCGUGCGCGUCAACCUACGCUAGCGACACAUACGUCUCAGUGAAUUACUACAAAUUUACAUCGGCAUCCGACUCACCGGAAUCUGUCAACACCACCUCGGAAACGACAACUUUCUUUGUUGAAGCGUCCGGGGCAUAUGUAGAAGCAUAUGGUCCUGUGGUUCGGCGAUCAGAAGGAGAUCCUGAAUGGAGCACCACGACUUCUACAUCCACCGGCUCGACGAGCAGCACUGAGCAGAGCGGGACUGUGAGCGGUACCAGCACGUCUAGUAUAGCAAGUGCCACUUCAAGCUCCGGAUCAAACAGCAAUACAAGUUCUGGCAGCGGUCUCAGCGUCGGCGCUAGCGCAGGUAUCGGCGUCGGCGUGGCUGUCGGGUGUAUUAUCUUCAUCUCAUGUAUCGUGGCAGCAUAUAUAAUAGGAAAGCGGAGAAGAGCCGCGGCACAAGGGCCAGACGGUCCCCAAAGUCCUCCCUACAGGGGUGGCGUGCCCGUGCCUGGGCAGACGGCAGAGCUAACCAGUACCGAAUUCAAACCGUGGGAGCUACCAAACGGCUAUCAACAGGUAGCGGAGAUGGAUAGCCACGACCAGAGGAGCGAGAUGGCCGCACACAGCCCUCCAAUCGAGCUUCAGGCAUCUCAAGGACGUGAUCGAUACGCCUGA